Paramecium tetraurelia is the source of this 514-nucleotide messenger RNA. RefSeq lists its product as uncharacterized. The transcript has 2 exons. Lineage: Eukaryota; Ciliophora; Oligohymenophorea; Peniculida; Parameciidae. The record is from RefSeq and is a predicted model, not a curated record.
AUGUAGUCUUCGCGAGACCCAUAUCACCAAGUACCAAUGAUCUUUUUUGAUGGUCAGAAAAAGAACGUGAUCAAAGUUUUCGGCAAUAACUGCAAAAACAAUCAUCAAUUCAGUAUAGGCUGGGAUGUCCCAUCCUUAGGGACAGUCUAAAGAGUAUCUAAUAAAGUAGGAAUUGAAACAGGAUUUGUCAUUCCAGACUACACUGUUAUCACUUACAAAAAUAUCAAUAAAGAACCACCACAAGCCCACAAUCCGUAAGUCAAUCAACCUUAAUCUAAUAAAUUCGCCACGUUGGCUCAGAAGAACCUCGUAUAAGAUAACUACAAAAACGAAAUAAUAGUCUAAAAGAGCAUUGACAAUGGCAUAGAAAAGUUUAAGUCUGAGGAAAAUCUGAAAGAAUAAACUAAUAAACAAAUAAGAGACAUAUUAGCUAAGCAACGAAGAGAAAACUAACAACAUCUAAAAUACAAAGCUUGAUUUAGCCAUAGAAUAAUUACUAUUAUGUGACCAAAAA